Messenger RNA from Plasmodium fragile, 1398 nucleotides. RefSeq lists its product as uncharacterized. The record is from RefSeq and is a predicted model, not a curated record. The transcript has a single exon. NCBI's taxonomy places the organism in Eukaryota, Apicomplexa, Aconoidasida, Haemosporida, Plasmodiidae. Bases 1 to 1398 code for a protein of 465 amino acids.
AUGGGAGUGCCCAACAAUGGGAAGACCUUCAGUGAGAAGAGCACCAAUGUGGGGGGAGACGCAAGUCAGCCAGAGACCAAAAAAAUGCACAGAUUGGUUAAUGAAGAGAAGGGGGUGCAGGACGGGGGCAAGAGCGAAGCCGAGGAGGAACUGAAGAAAGCCAAGGAGGAUGUGCAAAAGGCUAAAGACCUCGCUCACGAAUGCGAAAAGGAAAAAAAGGAAUCCCUGAUGGCAGCAAAAACUGCACAGAACAACCUGCAGGAGUGUACCUAUAGUAGCGGGGUAGACCUCACUCAGUGCAAAGCAGAGCUGAGUGAUCGAGAAAAGCACCUGUACGUGUGCAGGGAAAACGAAGACAAGUGUUAUGCUAAAAUAAAGUAUAUGGGCAAACAGCACGAGGAAAGGGUAAGUAGGAAGGAAAACGAAACAGCAGAGUUGAGGAAGAAGGUACUAAGGUUAGAAAAGGCUCUGGAGGAGAUGGAGCUGGAGUUGAAGAUGAAGAAUCACGCAGAUGAUAGUAAAAGUCACAACGAGGACAAAGACAGCAACUACCUAAUUUCAUUCCCUAUGGUGCGAAGUUAUUUCAUAAAGGUAUUAAAAAUAUACAAAACAUUUUAUAUAAUAAUGUUCGAACAGACUAACUUAUUAGGGUUCCUCUCCCAAUUAGCCCUCCAUAAGGAUGCCAUGAUGACACACCUCAAGCUUUGUGGAAGGCGUACAAUGCAAAAGCUUCAUCAGUACAAAACCUUCAUUGGAGAAUGUGAUUGGGUGACUCGACUUUUAAACCUUUACGAAGAUUCAUCUCUGAGUCAGUAUGUACAGUUGAUUAAAAGGAAAGCUGGAAAUUUUGUCUUUACGGCAAGGCGAUUGUUCCUGCAAAAAGUGGUGCACCCUGUGAGUCGGAACAUCUACCCCCAGAUGACACAAUCGAUGAGGAAUAAAUACAUGAACAUCAAUUGGGAUCUGUUCUUGCACAAGUUACAUAACAAUUCUCAAGUCCUAGUGGUGAAGUUAAAUUCUAUAAACCCAGAACUGCAAGGUAUUAUUUCCCCUCGGUUGGAAGAUCAGCUUAUUUUGCUCAUUUUCUUCACAGCGGUGAAUAUCAUUCACUUGUACUUAUUUUUUUAUUUAUUGUUCCUUUUGAUUAAGCUAUUGAAGAGGGUGAGUAUGUAUAUGUUCAUGUGGAGUUACGUGUUCUUGUCGGUGGCUUAUCGAUGUACCGUCUUUGUGCUGACGCUGCCAAUACGGCCGUUCAUGCGGAAGCGGGGCAAGCGCAGUAGGAAGGUGUACCGCAGGCACGAUGAGAGGACUUGCGCGAACCCGGAGCGUAUCUCGUACCAGCAUCAGGAGAUUAAGAAGGUGCACAAGGGGCAUAGCGUCCACCAGCGGAGGGGGUGA